Molecule: messenger RNA, 3950 nt
Organism: Oncorhynchus mykiss (rainbow trout)
Lineage: Eukaryota; Metazoa; Chordata; Actinopteri; Salmoniformes; Salmonidae
Product: scaffold attachment factor B2
Biological process (GO): regulation of mRNA processing; regulation of transcription by RNA polymerase II
Cellular component (GO): nucleus
Molecular function (GO): sequence-specific DNA binding; RNA binding
Source: RefSeq, a predicted model, not a curated record
GAACACUGCCCCUUUUCACAAACUGUUUUCAGAUGACAUAUGCGCAGUGGAGUUCCCUGUUCAUAGUGCGCCAUUUUGUGACAGUAGGCCGCUUGUUUCGUGCAAGAGAUUAGUUAACCUGUGCUUGCAAACAAAAUAACGUUUUCUCAGUGUAAUCAUGGCUGAAAACUAUUCGACGGGGGAAGCAGGGGGCGUUGAGAUUCCUGAGGGAGCAAUUCGUAAAUUGUCGGAGCUGAGAGUCAUUGACUUGAAAGCAGAAUUAAAAAGACGAAAUCUGGACGCCACUGGCAUCAAGAGUACGCUGACAGAGAGACUGAAAAAGGCGAUUGAAGAAGAGGGUGGAAACCCAGAUGAGAUGGUGGUUGUUCUCGAUGCAACUCCUAAGGCGGCACUGGCUAAACGGACCUCCAAAGGGAAAAGACCAGAGAACGAUGAAUCAGAGGACUGCACCAUUGAGGAAGAUUCAGGUGAUGGCCAGGAUGACAACAUGCAGGACAUGGACAUCCUGGAUAUGAAUGUGCUUGAUGAGGCUGAGAAUGACAACAGUAUGCCGGCAGAGGAGGAGUAUGACACAGAUGAAGUCCUGAACUCUCCUUCAGAUGAAGUCAACACCGAGAUCCUGGCUGACGAAGAGGCCAUGAAUGAAGAUGAACGCGAACGCAAUGGAAUCUCUGGCUCUCUUGAGCUGAUGCGUGAAGCCAAACCUGAAGAGGUUCAAGAGAAGGAUCCGAAGCCCAAAGACUCAAAGGAAGAAAUAGAAACUGAUAAAGUAGCCGGGUCUUGUUUAUCUGAGCCGCUAAAUGAAGAGCGCCAGGAGCCACCGACAGAAGAUCAAGCCACCAUCGGGGACAAGGUCAAUGUUGCCGAGGAAGACAAUUUGGAGCCUGAACUGUCGACUAGCGACAUGGACGUUGCUAAGCUAACUGCGAGUGAAAUGAAAGACACUGGCGACAAACAAAAUGUUCCCGACGAGGCAGAUGACGCUGAAAGCGAGUGCGCUCAGGCUGUUAGCGUAAGCGAGCAGGGCGCGGGUGAAACCGAAAGCGCUGUUGAUUCGGAAAUGGUCUCUAAGGCUGAGGGUGAGGAGAAGACUGAAGAGAAUGCUGCAGAAUCAACGACAGUGAAAGAGUCCUCUUCUGUUGAGGGUGAUGAUCAGAAAAAGAGUUCUGAUGAGGAAAAGGGUAGCAAGCCUGACUCAAAAGAUGAAAAGGGCCCUGCAGGUAGUGCUCCAGCUAGUAGUGGCAGAAACCUGUGGGUUAGUGGCCUCUCCUCCAACACCAGAGCAACUGAUCUAAAGACUCUGUUCAGCAAGCACGGAAAGGUCGUUGGCGCUAAAGUGGUGACUAAUGCCCGGAGCCCCGGGGCUCGCUGCUAUGGUUUUGUCACCAUGUGUUCCACAGAGGAGGCCACCAAGUGUAUCAGCCACCUGAACAGGACCGAGCUCCAUGGUAGAAUGAUCUCUGUGGAGAGGGCUAAGAACGAGCCUGCUGGCAAGAAGCCUGCUGACAAGAGCGAUGCUAAGUCUGGCACCGACAGGAGACACUCCUCAGACUCCAAGUCCGAUGCCAACAAGGAUGAAAUGGCUGAAGGUGAAGUCGGAAAAGAUGGCAAACGUAAUGAGAGGACAGUGGUGAUGGACAAGUCCAAGGGAGAGCCUGUCAUCAGCGUGAAAGCCAAAAGCAAAGACCGGAGCUCCAAGAGUCGCGACCGCAAGUCCCCAAGCAAAGAGAAGGACAUCCUGUCGUUUGACCAGAUCAAGGAGCAGCGUGAGCGCGAGAGACGGAGGCAGCGGGAGAGGGAGGUCAGGGAGGUGGACAGACGCAGGCCCUCUGGGGAGCGCGGCAGUGGCCCAGACCGUGGCAGCGUGGACAACCGCACAGAGCGUGAGCGUAUCCGCCUGUUCCGGGAGAAGGAGGAGCGCGAGCGCCUCCUGCGGAAAAGGAACUGGCUAGAGGUGGAGAAGGAGCGGCUGAACUUUGACCGCAUGGAGCGCGAGUUCCUGGAGCGCGAGCGUCAGCGUGUGGAGUACGAGCGCCGGCGUGAGCAGGAGAGGAUCCAGCGGGAGAGGGAUGAGCUCCGCAGGCAGCAGGAGCAGCUGCGCUUCGAGCAGGACCGCCGCCCCCUCAAGAGGCCCUACUCCGACCUGGACAACAGACCUGCUGCUUGUAGGAAAGACGACUGGCAGGACAAGAGGCUGGCUAUGGAUGACCGCUAUGGGGGGCGCUCAGACUUCGGUCGCCAGGAGCGCUACCAAGACAUUGACCACAGGGACCGCGGUCGCUACCAGGACGAUGCCGUCAUUGACAGGAGGGACACUUCACGGGCUGUAGUUGCAGACAGGGAUAGCACGCACUUCUCGGACCGUACCGAGAGGCACGGGAGGGACACCUGGACCGCAGCAGGAAGUUAUGACAAGCGUACUAUUAAUCCAAGGGAGGGCCGUGACUGGGACAGAACCUGGCAAACCGGUCGAGACGGGGGCAUCCCAGGCCAAAGUCACAUGGGGGCACGGGGAGGAAUGGCGAGUCGUGGAGGAGGCUACAUGACAACCGGGACCUCCCAGUCCCUCUCUGGAGCUCUGAAUCGUCAGAAUCAGAUGAUGCAGGGUGGCGGGGCCUUCGGUCGCCGCUACUGAGGUCUGAACACCCUUGUUCCCAGUCACAUGUUUAGAUGUAUUGUGAAACUGUCUGCAGCAUGUAUAUUGCUCACAAAAGCUUUGUGAAUUCGAUGUUGCUUUUAUAGACCCUUUGACUUUUCUUCCUCCUUUUAAAAUUUAAGAUUGCAAUUGAAUUUAACUGAACAUCUGAGUUUUAAAUGUCUGAUCAGAUCAUUCAUAGUUUUUUCACUCUGAAUUACCUUUUUUUUUUUCAAAUAGAAAAUUGAUAAAUUCUGUUCAAUUUGUGUGUUUUGUAUGUGGUUGAAUCUCGGUAAGAAAUGCUCAGGAAUGCGUCUGCUUAAACUUGGUUGCGGAAAAGUAUGAACACAAUGGUUAUGAUUGCAUUUCAGGCUUAAUUUCAAUUACUGUCAAAUGUGGCAUUGUCUUAGUGGUAAUGUACAAAUCUUUUAAGAAUUUGUAUUGGAUAGUAGUAAACGAUUAACUGUGUUUGAUUCAACUGCAGUUGUACAAUACCACCACUGGAUGGCACCAGAUGGCUAUUUUCUGUGAGAUGAAAAUGCUGCCUAAUAAAGUUUUCUUUUUGCAGGCCAAGGGCAAACAUUUUUAUUUACUUUCUCGUCAUGAUUGUUUUUAAGAGCAAUGUUUUGCAAUCAAAUAUUACUAACACAGGUUUGGUUUGUGGUAGAUAACUCUCCACAAAUCAAAAAGAAUUAGACCCAAGAGCUCUGGGCUCUUCAUGCAACCAGAGACAUAAGUACAUUAAUCAUCUUGCCCUAGUGAAAUGUGUUAUGUGGGUAUUUUCACCUACAUACUUGUAGGCUACAUGUUUGGAGUGUUACAUUUUUUUUGUGACCAUCUUUUCAUAAUGAGCUUAAGAGUGUUAAAAUAACCUGAUUAGUUUGGCAUGAUUGUUGUCUAUCUACUCCAUAGGGCCUAGGCCACACUGAUGUAAACAGUUGUUUAAAAUUGACGUUUUGUUUAAUCUACUCGAUUUUCUCCUAACCUACCAGCAGUUUUCCCCUCUAGCAGCCUGCCAUAAUCUUUGGUGUCUAUCUUGCCCAGCUCAGAGAUUAAAGAUUAAUCUUUGGUCCAGUCAUAGAAUUAGCAUACUAUGAUAGACAUGAACCUUAAGGUCAGCCAUCUUGGUCAGGGAGUUGGACAGACAAGUUGUAAAUGCAACAAGUACUGAUAUUGUAUCAUAAUAGCGUUCAGUGUUCCAAGAAAAACAUUUAGACAUUUACUGGCUGUUUGUGUAUUUUAGAGGCUAUUCAUAUAGAAAUUGUAUUUAUAGUGACAGUAUUUUGGGUAGACAGUGUAAUAAUUAUCACAUGCG